CUUCACGAUAGGCUUGGCUUCUCUUGUUAAUUAGCUAUAAUGGACACACAAAAGCUCCUCUAUUGUGUUCUCUGCUACUUCCUUCUGUCUCUUCUCUCAGCGCAACAAGUGGUGCGAGGAAGUUUAGCUCCUCACCACCACCACCACCACCACAGCCAUCGUCAUAUCUCUAAAUUUCGUCCAUCAAAGCUCUUUGUGUUUGGGGAUUCAUAUGCUGACACAGGCAACACCGGCAAAGCUUGGCCCUCUUGGAAAUAUCCAUAUGGUAUCACCUUUCCAGGUAAACCAGCAGGUCGUUUCUCCGAUGGCCGUGUCCUCACCGAUUACAUCGCUAAGUUCGUGGGGGUUAGGUCUCCAAUUCCGUACAGAUGGAGGAAAUAUGGGAUUCCAUUGUUGAAAUAUGGAAUGAACUUUGCCUAUGGAGGAACUGGUGUUUUUCAGACCUUAUACCCGGGCCCGAACAUGACGACCCAGAUCGAUACCUUCCACCCUCUCAUCACAGACAACGUGUUUACCAUUAGAGACCUCCAGUCCUCCGUCGCCCUCGUCACCCUCUCCGGCAAUGACUAUGCUUACAUUGCCAGUAGCGGCGGGUCUGCUCCGGCAAUUCAAUCUUUCAUUCUCAAAGUGGUGAAACAACUUGCGGUGAACUUGAAACGCAUUCAUGGGCUGGGAGUAAAAAAAGUAGCAGUGACAGCUUUACAGCCUUUAGGAUGUCUCCCUAGGAGCACGGCCAUGGCCUCAUUCCGACAAUGCAAUGGAACCGUAAACUUGCUCGUGAAUUACCACAACCUCUUGUUGGAAAAAGCCGUGGCUACGUUGAAUAACGAAACCAACGACUCUCCUUUCCUCAUUCUUGAUCUCUAUGCCUCCUUCAUGUUCGUAAUCGAGAACAAAGGAAGUAGAAAGUUUGAGAACCCAUUGAAGCCAUGUUGCUUUGGCAUAAGCAGCGAUUAUAACUGUGGGAAUGUGGAUGAGAGUGGGGCCAAAAAAUAUACUCUUUGUAAGGACCCCAAAGCAUCAUUCUUUUGGGACGGUGCGCACCCUACGCAGGAGGGAUGGAAUGCUGUGUAUUCAGCUCUGCAACCCACUCUUGAACACCUUUACUAGGGUUACCAAAAACAAAUGGAGUGGACUUAGUUGUUUGUUGACCAUUUCUGCUUCAUGCAUGGUUUAGGGCUGUGUAUUUA
Molecule: messenger RNA, 1190 nt
Organism: Corylus avellana
Lineage: Eukaryota; Viridiplantae; Streptophyta; Magnoliopsida; Fagales; Betulaceae
Product: GDSL esterase/lipase At5g03610-like
Molecular function (GO): hydrolase activity, acting on ester bonds
Source: RefSeq, a predicted model, not a curated record